Nicotiana tabacum (common tobacco) is the source of this 1113-nucleotide messenger RNA. The record is from RefSeq and is a predicted model, not a curated record. Lineage: Eukaryota; Viridiplantae; Streptophyta; Magnoliopsida; Solanales; Solanaceae.
AUGGGAGACGAAGUAAACAAUCGAAAUAAUGGGAAUGACCCGAAUAAUCAGGGUGUGGUGCCUCUUAUGCCAGAAGCAGCAUUAUACAAUUGGAACAAGGGACUGUUCUCAGGGUCAUACGUUGAAGAUCCUCAGCAGCAUCUGAAGAAUUUUAUGUCGAUAUGUGCCAUGCAAAGGCAACAUAAUGUGACACCGAAAGCAAUACGGCUGUUGUUGUUUCCACUCUCAAAAUCAACAGAGACAUUACAAGAAACGUGGGAAAGGUUGAAGGGUCUGCUAGUUACGUGUCCACAUCAUGGCAUUCCGGAGAAGAUGUUGGGGCAGAGGUUUUACAUGGGAUUGGCAGAUAACUUGAAGGCCAAUGUUGAUGCUUCAGAGAUGCCUGGUUAUGCAAAAAUAAUGAAGGAAUUGAUGUCCCACAAGUUCGACUUUCAAGACUUGGCAACGGUUACACUGACUCAGACUUGCAGUGUUGCUGUGACGAGACCCAUAGCUGAGAAUCUGCCUGACCCAGGGAGUUUCACAAUCCCAUACACAAUAGGCAACUAUGCAUUUGCUAAGGCACUGUGUGAUCUGGGGGCAAUCAUAAACCUUAUGCCCCUGGCUGUCUACAAAAGGCUAGGCAUUGGAAGAGCUAGACUCACGUCCAUGUUACUACAGCUGGUUGACCGAACAGUGAAGAGGCCCUCUCGUAUUCUUGAUGAUGUAUUAGUACAGGUUGGGAAGUUUGUGUUCCCAGCAGAUUUUGUCAUUCUUGACUGUCAGGUUGACAAGGAAAUUCCCAUAAUUUUGGGAAGACCAUUCUUGACCACUAGGAGAGCUUUAAUUGGCUGUGAAACUGGAGAGCUCAAAAUAAUAUUAAAUAAUGAAGAGAUAACAUUCAACGUGCAGAAAUCUAUACGGAGACCAAGUGAAUUUGCUAAUUACUCUCUAAUAGAUGUCGUGGAUGUAAUUUUGGAGGAGGAAGAUGAGACAUUGAACAUUAAAGACCCUAUAGCAGCCUGUCACACGAACUUGGAUGAAGCCAAUAGAGAAGACUUGGCGGAGUGGGUACUUGCUCUUGAAGGCCAAGGUUUUGGAGAAGGGAGCUCGAGUUUGAGCCUUUGCACUUAG